GCGAAGUGGUGGUGGAUUUGAGAGUCAUUCGGACGCAAACAGUGCGCCGGUGAAGUGGUGAAAGCAUCUUAGUUUAUUGAAGUGAUAUACUUGACAAGGAUUACUGGCAGAAAAGAUGCGGUGGUUCACAAUCGUUUGUAUAUUCCUGCCAUUGAUAUUAGCCAACACGUCAGCAGAAUGGUCUUGGGGAGAAAAAUCAGAAGAUCAAAGCGAUGCUCUUAAAGAACAAAAAUCGAGCCAAUUAUUAGAAGGAGAGGAAAAGGCUCCAGAAGCGGAAGACAAAAACUUUGAUUCUAACAGCACUGUUCUUGAUGACAUAGUCGAUGAACUUGUCAGCAACAAACAAGGCAGGAGUUUAGGUGGUUUCGACGUAUACAGCGAUCCCUCGAUCAAGGAAGCCUUGGACGGUGGUGAUGACUCUGAAGCCAGAAACCUAAUUAAAGAACGUCUUUGCACAUUAGGACUCAUUGAAUGCGAAGAAGAUACACAGGAGAAGCGUUAUUUGUCACCCGACGAAGUUAUUUAUGCACAACCUGUUGACAUAAAACCAGUUGGUAAACCUAUCGCUUCAAUCCCAGUACGUGGACCGCCCAGAGCAUACGGACCACCGAAACCCAUGCCGUACCCUUCACGGCCACAGAAAAUUCCCCCUAAGAGAAUCGGCUACGGUAGUAAUUACAGACCAGGUUUUUCUGAUAAAUACGGCAGCAACUUCCAGUUUGCACAGGGUAAUGGUGCAUACAGCGGACAUGAUUCAAAUUACGUUACUAAGCCUCCUACGUAUGCUAAUGAAUCUCCAUACACAUUUGACAACUCCAAACCAAGCUACAACAAGGGUCCCCUUUCUCAAUCGUCUUCUAAAACCGAAACAGUCGUUCAACAACAUGUGCACCAUCACUAUGUCCAUGGCGAUGGAGACAAAGACCCAAAAGUCAUAAUUAAACCCGUUGCUAUUCCAGUAGGAUCUGUUGGUCAUUUGGGAUUGGGAUCUGCCGGUAACUUAGAAUCCCAGGGUAACUACGCUUCUCAAUCAUUUGGCCAACAAUCUUCUGAUAUUAUAACGGCAGGUGGAGCUGAUUUUAGUGGACUGAGUUCUGGUAGUUUUAAUUCUGGAGGAUUUAAACCAAUGACUGGUGGUUAUAUAGAAAACAAACCUAUUUAUGAAGCAGAUACUAUUUAUGGAUCCCAGUACGGCCAUGAAGGUUUUAAUAAAGGUAACGGUAAUCUUCAUGCGCAGUCGUUACCAAAACCCUACCCAAACAACGGUUUUGAAGAUCAAAAAUAUGGCAAUUCUUUGGGUGCCUACGGUACACAACAUUCUGAAUUUUACAAAAAGGAACUGAACGUCGGGUCAACAAAUAACUUGCAUAAUCAAGGACCGGCGACGUUCGGCCAAAAUAACUUAUAUCAAGAAAAUUAUCAUGACGCCAAGGCUCAAAGGUUUGAAUGUGUGUGUGUCAAUUACGAUCAAUGCCCCAGCCAGGAAAUAAUCGGCCGUAGAGAUGAUCUAUAUUUACCUAUUGAUCCUCGCAACAAAGGUAGUGAAAUCACUGCUCUUACUGAUGAACAACUAGACAACUUGACAAAAUCUUCAGAAGUGAAGUCAGAUGAUAAAAAUACGACAGAAACAGAAAUUAAGAAAAUUAGCAAACGCGACGCCAAGGACGAUAACGUUACGGAAGCCACUAAAGAAAUUGAACCGCGCCUCAUUGGAUUGGCCGGCUACGGCGGCAAUGGCGGCAAUAGCAACAAACAAGUGCAGCCUACGUUUGGUGUGUCUUUUGGGUUGCCCCAACCAUCCUAUAACGGUUAUCCUAUAAAUCCUUUCCACUCUAAUCCUAUUUACAACCCAUAUGGACCUGCUUUAAAUAGUGGUGGUCUAAAUUUAGGUUUGGUUUCUGUAAAUCCAUUAUUAUCAGUUCAAGUAACAAAAAAUGAUUACGGAGACAAAGUAAUUAAACCCUUCGUCAACUUACACGUAACGCCAAAUGAGCACGUCGUGAACAAAAUAGGUCACUUAUUCCAUGAAAAGAAACUUUAUUUGCUGAAUAAGCAUGAGCACUUUCAUCAUCAUAAUCCAUAUCAUUUUGACCACCAUCACAAACCAAUCCCACCACCUCACUUUGCACCGCCUCCUCACUAUCCCAUACACCACGGCCCACCAAUCUACUCUCCACAUUACACACAUUAUAGGCAUCCAGUGCAACCAUAUAAAGUUGCUCAUGCACCCGUUCACGAUGAUGAUUAUUAUGAUGACGAGGAUAAUAGUGGUCAUUAUGACGAUAAUGUAGACUAUAAUCAUUAUCCAGGGGCUUUUCACGGCCAUGGUUUUGAAAGAUCAGCAAAUAUUACAGCAACCGAUAGGCAGGCUAAUUAUGCAAAUCGAUACGAUUAUUCCCGAUCCUUACCCCUUCCUCAAAAUGGCUCUGGGGCAAACCGGGGAGGCAAAUCCAUACGAUUCCCAGACAACAGAAAGAAGAGAGAAAUUAGUACUAAAGCAAAUCCUAUAGACAUUAUUGAAGAGCGUCAGGGUUACUUCGGACAACCUUCAGUUCAACAAUGCAGACCUAACCAGGUCUGUUGCCGCAGACCUUUAAGGCCACAAGCUGGAAACAGAGGUCAAUGUGGUUUAAGACACUCCCAAGGUAUAAAUGGAAGGAUCAAGACCCCGUCAUACGUCGAUGGCGAAAGUGAAUUUGGGGAAUAUCCCUGGCAAGCAGCUAUUCUCAAAAAGGAUCCUAAAGAAUCAGUCUAUGUAUGUGGCGGAACGCUAAUCGAUGGUCUUCACAUCAUAACUGCUGCCCAUUGCAUCAAGUCAUACAAAGGAUUCGAAUUGAGAGUUCGUCUUGGAGAGUGGGAUGUUAACCGUGACGUUGAAUUCUAUCCUUACAUCGAAAGAGAUGUUAUUUCCGUACAUGUUCACCCGCUCUACUACGCUGGGACGUUGGACAACGACCUAGCCAUACUGAAACUGGAUCAUCCCGUUGAAUGGACCAAAUAUCCGCAUAUCAGCCCGGCUUGCCUUCCCGACAAAUACACUGACUACUCUGGACAGAGGUGUUGGACUACUGGCUGGGGCAAGGACGCAUUCGGCGACUUCGGAAAAUAUCAAAACAUCCUCAAAGAAGUCGACGUCCCCAUUCUUCCUCAUGGUCAAUGUCAACAACAAUUGAGACAAACUAGAUUGGGUUAUAACUACGAACUGAGUCAAGGCUUCCUUUGCGCUGGUGGCGAAGAAGGGAAGGAUGCGUGUAAGGGAGACGGUGGCGGUCCGUUGGUGUGCGAGCGAGGAGGCACGUGGCAGCUGGUGGGAGUGGUGUCGUGGGGCAUCGGCUGCGGCCAAGUUGGAGUACCCGGCGUCUAUGUGAAAGUUGCUCACUACCUGGACUGGAUCUCACAAGUGACUGGAAAGUUUGCGCCUUACUAACAGACAAUACAGGACUGAAUAUAAUAAUUACAUAUUAUAUUUAUUUUAAUGUAGACAUAUUUAAUAAGUAUUUAUAAUUUAUUAUGACAUUACUUUGGAUGGUAAUAUCCAGAGAUACCGAGUAAUUGCGUAUGCAGAUUUUGUAAAAAAUAAAUUCUGAAAUUAAA
Plodia interpunctella (Indianmeal moth) is the source of this 3594-nucleotide messenger RNA. RefSeq lists its product as uncharacterized. NCBI's taxonomy places the organism in Eukaryota, Metazoa, Arthropoda, Insecta, Lepidoptera, Pyralidae. Gene Ontology annotation, biological process: proteolysis. The coding region runs from base 116 to 3427 and encodes 1103 amino acids. Gene Ontology annotation, molecular function: serine-type endopeptidase activity. The record is from RefSeq and is a predicted model, not a curated record. The transcript is spliced from 6 exons.